GGCUACGAGGAGGAGUGCGCCAAGACGACACCCACGCAGUACUUCUGGUACCGCCAGACCCUCAACAUCUCCCCGGCCCUGGAAGCCAGCGGCAGCGUGCAGUGGGAGCAGGCGCUGUGCCUGACGCUGGCCUGGCUCGUGGUCUACCUCUGCAUCCUUCGUGGCACCCAGAGCACUGGCAAGGUGGUCUAUGUGACGGCCUCCUUGCCGUACUGCGUCCUCAUCAUCUACCUCAUCAGAGGACUCACGCUCCACGGAGCUGUGAAUGGGCUCACCUACAUGUUCACACCAAAGCUGGAGCAGCUGUUGAACCCCAAGACAUGGAUCAGCGCAGCCACGCAGAUCUUCUUCUCGCUGGGGCUGGGCUUCGGCAGCCUCAUCGCCUUCGCCAGCUACAACGAGCCCAACAACAACUGCGAGCGGCACGCCGUCAUUGUCUCGCUCAUCAACAGCGCCACGUCCAUCUUCGCCAGCAUCGUCACCUUCUCCAUCUACGGCUUCAAGGCCACCUUUAACUACGAGAACUGCGUCAACGGGGUGAUCCUGCUGCUGAUGAACACUUUCGACCUGGAGGAAGGCUCUUUGACAGCAGAGAACCUCACUGAGAUGAAGGACUACCUCAUGGCCACCCGCCCGCAGGAAUACACACAAUUAUCACCGCAGCUCAAAAACUGCAGCCUGGAAGCUGAGCUGGACACGGCUGUCCAGGGAACAGGACUGGCGUUCAUCGUCUAUUCCGAAGCCAUCAAAAACAUGGAGGUGCCACAGCUGUACUCCGUGCUCUACUUCUUCAUGCUGCUGAUGCUGGGCAUCGGCAGCAUGCUGGGGAACACCGCCGCCAUCCUCACGCCGCUGACCGACAGCAGGUUCCUCGCCGCCCGCUUCCCCAAGGAGGUGAUCUCGGGUGCUGUGUGCUUCGUUAACUGUGUGAUUGGCCUCAUCUUCACCAUCGAGGCUGGAAGUUACUGGUUUGACAUCUUCAACGACUACGCAGCCACCCUCUCGCUGCUGCUCAUUGUGCUGGUGGAAACCAUCGCCGUGUGCUACAUCUACGGGAUCAGAAGAUUUGAGAAAGAUCUUCACACCAUGAUUGGACACAAGCUGAACUGGUAUUGGAAAAUUAUGUGGGCUGUUGUGAGCCCUUUGCUGAUUGUAAGCCUAUUUAUAUUCUACCUCACUGACUACAUCCUCACAGGAACACUGCAGUACCAAGCAUGGGAUGCCACACAGGGGCAGCUGGUGACCAAGGAUUACCCGAGCCAGGCGCUGGCAGUGAUCGGGUUGCUGGUGGUGGCAUCCACCAUGUGCAUACCCCUGGGGGCACUACUAACUUUUAUGCAGAAGAGACUGAAGAGGGAAAACGUUUCGACCGUUGCAUGA
Molecule: messenger RNA, 1380 nt
Organism: Pterocles gutturalis (yellow-throated sandgrouse)
Lineage: Eukaryota; Metazoa; Chordata; Aves; Pterocliformes; Pteroclidae
Gene: SLC6A20
Product: solute carrier family 6 (proline IMINO transporter), member 20
Exons: 8
Biological process (GO): sodium ion transmembrane transport
Cellular component (GO): plasma membrane
Molecular function (GO): L-proline transmembrane transporter activity
Source: RefSeq, a predicted model, not a curated record